AUGUUCUGCUACCACUGCCCCCCGGGCCUCCCGGCGCCGCGAUUACCGCCGUCCCUGGAGUAUCCUUUCGCCCCGACUCACCCCUAUACUAGUUACUCCGCCUAUCAUCCGGCACUACACGGAGUUGGCGAGGAUUCCUUCGUGAGGAGGAAACAACGGCGGAAUAGGACUACUUUCACCCUUCAGCAACUGGAGGAACUCGAGUCCGCCUUCGCGCAGACUCACUACCCGGAUGUCUUUACGAGGGAAGAUUUGGCUAUGAAGAUUAAUCUCACGGAGGCUAGAGUACAGGUAUGGUUCCAAAAUCGACGAGCGAAAUGGCGUAAGAGCGAGCGACUGAAGGAGGAGCAACGCAAACGCGAGGGCGGGGGUGGCAGUGGCGGCGGCGGUAACGCGGAAUCCUCCGCUUUGAUCGCGCCGACGUCAUCGUCGGCGGGCCCGAGCCCCACGGGGAACGAUCCGGAGGGCACCACAACGAGCAGCAGCGCCGCCGACAUGGAGGACGCCGUGGCGGAAGGCAUCGGCGGUAGCGGUGGCGGUGGCGGUAGCGGCGGCGGCGUCGGCGGUGGCGGCUCCAGGAGUCCCAGCACGACUUCCGCCUCGGUCAGCCCCCGGCCCCAGCCGAGUCAGCCGUCCCUGGGUGGCGUCUCGACGCCACCGCCGACCCCCAUAAGGGCGCCACCGCCGCCACCGAGCACCGCGGGGGGUCUCGGACCGCCCGCCGAGAGCACCACGGGAAUAGGCGCUGGGUUUAGGCCGGUGGAACCACCGACGUCCCUCUUCUUUUCACCCCAUCUGGCCGCCCAGUUCUCGCCGCCGCUCUUCGGCAACAAAAUAGUCAGCAGUGCGUCGACAUCGCUGACCUCGACGACGCCGUCUCUGUGGACCACCAGCGACCAGCAUCGGCCGAGUAGCCUCCAGGAGAUGCUGUCUUGGUCGCCGACCGGUUGGCCCGGUUCUAUCUGCGGUUGCUGCAAACCAGGCACCGCCGGCACCGGCAGUGAUCUCCAUCGGAGCAACAGCCUGGCCGAGUUGCGAAGAAAAGCUCAGGAACAUUCAACCGCCUCGGCCCUCCUCGGCGGUCUCGCCGGUUUUCCCGGCGGUCUGCCCCUGCCUCUGCCCCUGCCGCUGCUGCCGCCACUGCUGGGUCUCUCCAGGCGACCGGAGCACCAUCAUCAUCAUCAUUUGCCCAGCGUAGUACACCAGAUACAGCCAACUACCAAGGAGGAUCCAUAGGAACGCCUCGACGAAUGCCGAAAUCGUCUCGUAAACGUGGCGUAAAUCCCGUCAAGGGGAGAUGUAACCAUCGGAUGAUUACAAAAAGUCAGGAGCGGUAUAAUGAUAUCGGUGAGUUCGAAUCUCGAUGCUGUAGCGACAGGGAUCUCUCUAUGCAUAUUUUCAUAACGAGAAUAUUGAGAAUCCCUUUUCUUUAUGCCUUUUCCAAGCAGAUAUUAUUGGUGGAAAUGAUCUUUUCUGUUUUCUGUUUUUUGGUUGUAGAAUUUAUAAUUUCUUUCGAACCGUAGAUUUCAUUGGAUUUAAUGAUUCAGCAUCGAAAAUUGUACUUUUUGAGAUUAUAUACUGCUCUUCAAUCUUUACAAGUGCUUUCUUCAUUAUGAUUAUAUUUGAAUCUUAUCGUAUUUUUUUUUUUUUUUUUU
This is a messenger RNA of Formica exsecta, 1655 nucleotides long. It is a transcript of the gene Drgx, whose product is annotated as cone-rod homeobox protein. The transcript is spliced from 4 exons. Lineage: Eukaryota; Metazoa; Arthropoda; Insecta; Hymenoptera; Formicidae. The record is from RefSeq and is a predicted model, not a curated record. The coding region runs from base 1 to 1236 and encodes 411 amino acids. Gene Ontology annotation, biological process: regulation of transcription by RNA polymerase II. Gene Ontology annotation, molecular function: RNA polymerase II transcription regulatory region sequence-specific DNA binding; DNA-binding transcription factor activity, RNA polymerase II-specific.